Messenger RNA from Daldinia loculata, 722 nucleotides. RefSeq lists its product as uncharacterized. The transcript has 2 exons. Lineage: Eukaryota; Fungi; Ascomycota; Sordariomycetes; Xylariales; Hypoxylaceae. Bases 113 to 586 code for a protein of 157 amino acids. The record is from RefSeq and is a predicted model, not a curated record.
UCUCGGGAUUUCAAAGGAGGGCCGUAUGUUCAUAAUAUAUCAAUCCGUAUUUUAAUUCCUCGGUUGCUCUUUCACAUCACCAUCAAUAACCUAUAUCUACUAACCUAGCACAAUGAGCAUCGCGACUCUUACCCCCCGCCAACGCGGUUGGCGACUCGUUACCACUAUUCUAGCUCCCCAGGCGUAUCAGCACAGAUCUACCUCGUGGGUCGCAUGGGAGCAGCCCAAUCCUGCUCUCUACACACCACCUCAUGCGCCCCCAAGCAGUGAGAGCCGGCAAGCAGCCAGCAACUCCCAGGGCCCACGCAAUGUCGGAGAGACCGGCGCUGCACCAGAAACUGCUACGAUCGUGACGGGCAGCCGGGAAAUAUCCACGUCGGAAAAAAUAGCCCCUUCGUCUAUCCAAGCAGGCGCCAGCCGUAUCCCCUGCUCCCAGACGCGCUCUAUCCAGACUCAAUCCGAGAGCACACCGCUGCUUCCUACCACCCUCUUACGCAUCCCCGGCGUUCCUGCCACCUGGCCGGGCGAGACGCCCAAACAUCCGUAUACUGGUUUCCACGAGAAUGAAAGUCCUCUAACUACAUGAAGGAGUCGCGUAACCUCAAAUCCGGAAUAUUUUAGAGCGUCUCGGCACUGGCGAGAAAUCGGGCUAAGGCUUCGGUGACGCAUCGAGUGUCGCUUUCGGAAUACGGGCUCUGAAGGAAAACGCUCACAUAUCGUAC